CGCGCGUUUUCGCUUUAGGUGGGUACGUAUAAAAAUUCUUCUCGUUGUACGAUUUUCUGUUAUUUCUAAUUCCUUUCGGAAAAAGUUUUUUCGUAUCUCAGUCAUGUAUAAUUUCGAAAGUGCGGAUAGCACUUUCCGGAUGGUUAUUGCAUCAAUUGGAACAAGCCAGUAAUUCGAAGAAGCCAAGUUGGGCGAAUACGCCGCGUACGGAAAAACGGUUUUCAGCUCGAGUCCAAAAUGGUUUGCUGAACACGAAAGGCGUAUAUUUCGAUGCCAAUUUUUCAAAAACAAAAAAAGCGAAUUUCAUUGAAUUUGACGUACAAACGUAGGUGUUUAAAAAAGUAGGGUCCCAUUAAAAAAUAUGCAGUCGAUUUUCAUUUCACCUUAAUACUUUAGCUGAAAAUGAAACUAACAAUAAGUAGUAAUAGAGCGUCCACUUUGAGACUCUUUUGUCCGAAACAUUUUACUCUUUUCAUUUCGUUUUAUUUCAAAAUAUUUAUAUCUUAAUUUAAACGCUGCACUCUGUGUAUCCGACAACGAGAGUUAGAGAGGAGAGGGAGAAUGCUGACUGGCAAGUAUGCGGGACGCGCGCUUAUGCUCGACGGUUGCGUCCAUCUCGACAUUAGUAAAGUGAUCCACGUUUCCAAAACAAGCCUAACCUCUUUAGUUGGAGCAAGGCAACAUAAUUCUGUGAUCUUGUCUACGAUUAUCGAUCGUAUCGUCGAGUUAUCAAGAUCGUCAAAUACGAUCAGACGUAUUCGUUGAUGAUCAAGAGGCACGGUAGUGUCGCGAGAAGACGCGAUACCGAUUUAGCUGGUUAAUACUGAAAAUCUUAAUAUUCACAAGAGUGUUUAUUAUCAAGCAACAUUUAUAAUUUCGUCGAUAGAUCGGGAACUGGGCAGUCUGGAAACUCGCCAAGGGUGACGCUCCGACUUAACCAGGUGCGAGGAACGAGAGAUGAAAAAAGGGGGGGAAGUGCCUCAAACUCCCGUCAAAGUAGUAUGAGUGUACAGCAAAGUCAAGGGUCAAUGGAUACUUCGCCGAAAACGUCGGUCAAUGCGGCAAAUAUGAAUGCCGUUUCUGGUGCUAGCAUAUCUGGCAACGCGUCUUCGUCAACCGACAGUGGUGACGUAUACGAGUUCAAAAGCUCAAAGGAACCAACACCAGUUAGAGGUGCGAGUUCGUCUCCGAAUCCUAAUCUGGACAAAGAUAAGGACGGUAGCAAGUCGUCAAAUGGUCAAGGAGGCCAGAAUACUAGUAGCAAUGUACCUACUGCCUGCAUGUCGAUGUCCAGUGAAGCAAUGACGGUAUCGUUGACUUCGGAUGAGGCAUCGACCGUUCUGACAUCUCCUUCAUCAAAACGUACCUUUGAGGGCGACAAUACGGAGGAACAAGAUGAGGAAAAUCGUCGGAAAAAACGAAAAGAUUCCGAAAGCACAAAGGAAAAUCUGAAGAAUAAUACAACGGGAAGACAGAGUACCAAUAGAAACGUUACUGGCAGUGGAGAAAAGUGUGUUAAAUCUAGUAAGCAGGGAUCUGGGACCGCAUCGGGCAAAGGAAGUCAAAGUACGAGCUCUAGUGGUGACAGAAAAAGUCCUAGUGCUUCCUCAAUGGCUAGUAGUCCGAAACCUUCGAAUACUUCUAACGCAACAAAUACGAAGAUCAAUGUUCCAGCGCCACCUGAAUCCGAUAGCGAGGAUGAUCGAUCAAAAUGCUCCGAUUCUAAUUCCGCUCCUAAAGUACCACCUUUAAAAAUAGUUAUUCCACAGAGUACUACGUCGGAACAGGAGCAAGGCAAUAGAAACGGUAAAAAUAUUACUAACAGGAGUCAUCAACUACCUUACGUGGUUGCUAGUUCGAACAGCGAUUCCACGGAGAAAGAUCAAUGUCAAUCAACUAGUGGCACAACAAGUCCUACGGAAGGUAGCAAUAAUAAUAUAAAAGGAGAGGAUAAGAAGGAUCUUGUUGGUACUUUGUACGGAGAAGAAAGAUCGAUACAUCAUCAACGGGUGUUGAGAAGUGCGCAUAGAACUGGCAAUGGUGGUAGCGGUUCUACGGCGCCGAAAGAGGCCGUGCCUUCAUCAGGUAAUGGAAAUUAUUCCAACUCGUCACCAUUACCAGUUAAUACUUGUACGGAUCGUUCAAAUAAUUCCUCACCACAACAAAGACAUCAUUCACCAACGCCCGAGGCAAUUGCAUCAGAUGCUAGCAAGGCUACUUCGUCGGAAUCGACAACUGUAGGAACCGUCGUCUCGAAGUCUAACACGAUUACAGAAAAAUCGGACAAAAAUACAGAUGCUGCUGGAAAAAGUCAAAAGGACAGCGCUACAGAAAAUUUAGACAACACCGUGGCAACUACCUCCGCUGCGACGUCUAAUCCUGGUAUGCCACCAACAGCGCCUGUUGAACUUCAUCCUAGAAAAAGAAAAAUGAAACCUAGCAAAGAAGCACAACAGGCAGCAGCUACAGCUGCUGCUAAUGAAGCGACCGAAACUAUUAAUACGGGACCAGAAAUUCAUCCGCAUGAUCAACCGAUAACCAAUUGUUAUCAGCUAUUUCUUAACAUUAGAAAACAGAUCGAAAGAAGACGAAAAGGUUUAUUCCCAGUUCAACCGAAACCUCCUCAAGGUUUCAAAGAUUAUUUGAUGAAUCGCUGUACAUAUGUAUUAGCUAGUAAUGCGAAAGAGCCAAAUGUUAGCCCACCAGUUGGUUUGCACGGAGCUAUGAAAGAUCUAUACGUUGAUUUAGAAAAAGAGCGAUAUCGUCUGAGAAUGCAACAUGUGGUCGAAAAAGAAAAAUUAGUUUUAUCAGUGGAACAGGAAAUUCUUCGAGUUCAUGGUAGAGCAGCCAGAGCACUCGCUAAUCAAUCCCUUCCUUUUUCCGUUUGUACGAUACUCAAAGACGAGGAAGUUUACAAUGUUAUUACUCCUGAACAAGAAGAAAAAGACAGGAAUGCGAGAAGCAGAUAUAACGGUAGAUUAUUUUUGAGUUGGCUUCAAGAUGUCGAUGACAAGUGGGAAAAAAUUAAGGAAGCCAUGUUGUUGAGGCAUCAUAACGAAGCAGAAUCUCUACACGCGGUUCAACGGAUGCACUGGGAGUGGAAAUUGAAGGAAGUGGGACUCUGCGAAUCCAAGGCGACUCCUCAAAUAGAAGAUGUUCACGUUCCGAUGGUACAUGUUUCGGAUGAUUUUGAUUUGUUACCAGCUUAGUAGAAAAUCUGUACAAUUUCUGUGGUAUAAUUGAUUAUUGCGUGUACUCGGAAUACCUUCCGGAAGAUGAUGACUUUAAUCUGUGAUUAUGAAAAAUGAUUUUUAUCCAUGUAUAAUACAUGUAUCGUUGCAUUAAUUUUAUAUUUUAUAUAUUUUAAGCAAAUUUCGCGAUACGACGAAAUAAGAAAGAAUACCCAUAUAGUAACCACAUUGAAAUAUCACGUUAUUUCUAUGCAAUUCAAAUGAAUUUGUUCAAAACAAAAGAAAUAUACAUAUUACAAUAUUGUUUCCAUCUUGGAGAUUUCGGUUGUAAAUAAAGUAGGAUUUUCAAACGUUUGUGAAAUAAAAAUUAUUAUAUUAAUAUUAAGAUAUAUUAAUAUAGACUAAUAUCUAUAAUUAUUUAUAUAUAUAACUUUUAACGCUACAAAUAACGUCAGAUUACAUUAUAGUUAAGAAAAUACUUUUUUCCUAUUAUAAUUAAUAUUACAAACAAGAUCAGAUUACUCUAUAAUUAAAAGAAAAUGUUUCCUUCGUACAUAGUAAUAUGAUUGAAGCGUGUUAAUUAAGAAAUCAAUCGUAUCAAUUUAUAUGAAUAAAUCAAAAAGAUCCUCAAUAAACUUGUUUUACUGU
Molecule: messenger RNA, 3839 nt
Organism: Ooceraea biroi (clonal raider ant)
Lineage: Eukaryota; Metazoa; Arthropoda; Insecta; Hymenoptera; Formicidae
Product: ankyrin repeat domain-containing protein 11
Cellular component (GO): nucleoplasm
Source: RefSeq, a predicted model, not a curated record